GUAGUCGCCGGCUAAGAAUAGAACUACUAACCCCAAUUCAAGGUGUCAAGCGACCCGUGCUGAGGAAUGAGUGAUCGAGGGGGUGAAAAAGAUGCUCGAUCUUUAACGGAGCCUGUGGGGUACCUGGGCACCCCCCACAGUAAGCUGUCCCUUACCGCGUUAAUGCAGGGCUCUGGCGUGGUGGACAUUCUUUCCCGUGCUACUCGUGGGAUUUAAUCAUGAAGUCAAAUAAAAAUCAGAAUCUAGGUGGAAAUAGUGGUGGGAUCAACCCCUUCGCAAGAAGCGGGUUGAUGAGAUCUCCGACAAGGAGAAGUGAGGAGAUAGGCGCUGGGAGUUGCGUACGCAGCUCAAGCGUGGGUGCUCCAGUCCACUUCCCGGCAAGCCAGCCGGUGGAGGUUAUGGACGGAGCGUGGUUGUUGAGGGCCGUCAACCGAGGAUCCAAAGGACGGUCCGCAAUAGAGGUGGCUGAGCAGCAGCUUGGCAAAAUCAUCGACUUUGCGUCCACUAAGUCGAACAUAAGCAAGGACCUGAAAACGGCCUUGCUUCGACUUAGGGCGUCAAUCGACGAUGCCAAGCAGGAGCACGCGGCACUCGCGUUGCUGACUGCUGCAGCAGCGGAGCCUGCAAAUGAGAAAGUGCCGAAGUUUACCCAAACGGAGGCCUUCUCCUUCGCAGGAAGUCCGAAUAAGGCGGAAGCGACUGCUCGCGACAAACGGGGCAAGCAAUCGCAGAAGCGGGCGAGGCAACCGUCAGGCGAGGAGCUGUCUGGCGGUGCCCGCAAGGCCAGGCGAAUCAUUACCCCGAAAGUCGGUAAUAAUGCCGGAAGGUCGGACCCCAGCCAGGGUUCCCGGAAAGCUGGGAAGGGUGGGCCUGAAAAGGCUGGCCCGUCCCGGAACGAUGGGAACAAGGGGUUGCGACCGCUAGUGGGCCCUCAACAGCCACAGAGUAGGGCGAUCCAAGGGGAGGACCCCCCUUGGACGAAGGUAGAGCGGAAGAGGAAGAAGAAGGCGAAUCCGCAGGUAGUAGCGCAGGACGCCAAGCCAAGGCGUAGGAGGGCAGGUGCCAAGCGCGAGAAAGGCGACGCUAUCGUCAUCAAGACGGAACAGUCCAAGUACUCGGACGUCUUGAAGAUGAUGCGAAGCGAAGCCAAGCUUGAGGGUCUUGGAGCCGACGUACGCAGUAUUAGACGUACUCGUACGGGCGAGAUGAUCCUGGAGCUGAAGCGCCAGAAGGAGCACAAGGGCGCCGCCUAUAAGAGGCUGGCAGAAGAGGUCCUUGGUGAGGGUGUGCAGGUGAGGGCUCUGACACAUGAGGCGACUCUGAAGGUCAAGGACAUCGAUGAGAUCACCGAAGUGGAAGAGCUCGUCACGGCACUGCGGCAACAGUGCGAUGUGCAGGUGGCCGCCGCAGCCGUUAAGCUACGGAAAGGGCCAGCAGGGACACAGAUAGCUUUGGUUCAGCUACCUGUGGCGGACGUCAAAAAGUCCGUUAAAGUAGGGAGCAUAAAGGUGGGUUGGUAAACACUGGCCAUCUUAAAUGUCGACUUGGCUAAUGUCGGUACCAAGAGU
Aedes albopictus (Asian tiger mosquito) is the source of this 1568-nucleotide messenger RNA. RefSeq lists its product as uncharacterized. The record is from RefSeq and is a predicted model, not a curated record. Bases 219 to 1520 code for a protein of 433 amino acids. NCBI's taxonomy places the organism in Eukaryota, Metazoa, Arthropoda, Insecta, Diptera, Culicidae. The transcript is spliced from 2 exons.